Messenger RNA from Spodoptera litura, 3434 nucleotides. It is a transcript of the gene Snx17, whose product is annotated as sorting nexin 17. Gene Ontology annotation, cellular component: early endosome. The record is from RefSeq and is a predicted model, not a curated record. Gene Ontology annotation, molecular function: phosphatidylinositol binding. Gene Ontology annotation, biological process: endocytic recycling; intracellular protein transport. NCBI's taxonomy places the organism in Eukaryota, Metazoa, Arthropoda, Insecta, Lepidoptera, Noctuidae.
CAAUAAAUUCGACUGCCAAAGUGCAGCUCUAGUAAUGUCUUGAAUGGAUUGUGGGAAAGUCAGUGUUUUGGAAAAAACAAAUUAAAAAGUGGGCGAUUUGUUACUACUUUUGUGAUAUUGAAAACAUUUUUGAUUUUUUUAUUAAUAGUUAGUGGAUAAAAAAUAUUAUGCAUAUUUCGCAACAAUAAAAAUGCAUUUUUCCAUUCCUGAUUUGCAACAAUUUCACGACGACAAUGGAAUUUCUUACACGGGCUACAACAUACAUAUUGAUGGAGUCUUCCACUGCACAGCUAGGUACAAACAGCUGCUCAGCCUUCAUGAGCAGCUACAAGCUCAAAAUCCCUAUGUGAAACUGCCACAAUUUCCACCCAAAAAGUUAUUUCUCACCAACUCGCAGCUAGAAGAAAGGAGGGUCUUGUUGGAAAAGUAUAUGCAACUCGUUGGCCAGAAUCCAUUGUUCACAUCAUCAGAUCUUCUGGUAACAUUCCUGUUCUCGGCUCAACAAGAAACGCAUGGUGUAAAGAUGCAUGAGGUAGAGAUUGAAAUAUCACUGAUGAAUGGUUACAGAAUACCAUUGUCAGUCUCUUCCACUGAUUCAUCAAACACAAUAUUAGACAUUGUAUGCACCCAACUAAACCUGCCAAAGGAGCUGGUAAAAUACUUUUCCUUAUACCUUUUUAAUUGGAGCUGUGCAAAAGAUGGACAACCAGCAUUAAAAAAAUUGGAAGAAUAUGAAUCUCCUUACAUAUCUCAAAAGUAUGUUAGGCCAGAAGAUAAAAUUGUUUUGAGGAAAAGCUACUGGGAUCCUUGCUAUGAUGUUGAUUUAAUGAUAGACAGGGUGUCUUUGGACCUAUUGUACCUGCAAACUAUAGAAGACUUGGACUUAGGAUGGAUAACAGCUGACCCACAAACUAGAGACAUGCUGUCCUCAUACAAAUCUAAGAAACAAAAGAGAGAGUAUGUAGAACUAGCGAAGUCGUUACGCCACUAUGGGAGGAUACCGGCAGGUGAGGCGGUGACGGAACUGAACAACGUGACAGACGGUGCUCCGGAAGGCACUUGUCGAGUUCGCGUGUCCCUCGCCUCGAAGGAGCUCACGCUGCUCAGCCUCACGCCGCCUGCACGAGAACAGCGAUACAAGGUUACCAGGAUGCGAUGCUGGAGGAUCACUACUCUUCAUACCAUUGAAAGGUCGCCAGCUCAAAAUGGACACGGUGCCCUUCUAGAGGAUUCGAACAGGAACUUUGAGUUGUCAUUUGAAUAUCUCAUCAGUAAGGACAACUUGAAGUGGAUUACGUUGAGGACAGAACACGCGACGUUCAUUAGCGUCUGUUUACAGUCAAUCGUGGAUGAAUUGAUGCGCCAGAAAGCAGGCGAGGGCCCAGCAUCACCGCGGUGCAAUAAGCGAGGCAGCCUAACGUACCUGCGACGCGACGGCUCCAGUCAAGUCAUCACACCAUCUUCCUCCAGCGAUACCCUCAGCUCUACUAACGGAGACUCUGGUACCUCCGGUAGUUCGAGAGAGAUAUUUUCUGUGCAGAAGUUGACAGAAAAGUUUGCGACUGUCUCCUUCAAGCCCGGCAGAGAGUGCGUCGAGAACAACGCGUUCGAAGCCAUAGGAGACGAGGAACUGUAAGGGCUACAACACUCGAAUUUAAAUACAAUAAUGUUUUCCAAAGAAAAUUUAUUACUCGGAAACAAAGUUGCCAAUAAUUAUGUGUAGAGAAAAUUGUAAAAAUUGUAUACAUAUUUGCAUUUUUUCGUAUUUUGUACAGAAUAUUUUUUUAUCUAAUUGUCUUUUUAGAUAGUUAUACAUUUUACCUAACUUUUAUCUACUAUGUAGUAUGUGUUGCAAGCGUUCAUAGGCCACGGUAACCACUUACCAUCAGGUGGGCCGUGUGCUUUUCUUGCCACCGUAGUGGUAUAAAAAAAGUCGGCUAUGAACUCUGUAUAUCAAAUUGUACGUCAUAUCAAUAUUGUUAAACAGUCUACAUACUUGCCAUAUUAUGUAAGUGUAUUUUCUAGUUACUAAGUAACAUUUUUUUGUAUCUUCUAACAUUUUGCUCAUGAUUUUCUCAAUAAUUGUUUAUUGUGUUUUAUUAUAAGUAAAAGCAAUCGCAUAUAUCAGUUUUCGGAUCUUAGAAAUAUUCUGGCAGACGCAGAUAUAAUGUGAAGUUUAAACCGACCGAGAAAAUGGCAGUCCGUCCGUCAGAUGACUCGCAGAAAGGCAAAAACUAUAAACUCAUAGAAAUUAAUGGUUUAUAUCAUGAAAUGAAAUAAUAAAAAUAUUUCUUAUUCCAUUAUUAUCUUAAAAAAACUGAUUUUCUUAUAAGUAAUUCCUAAUCAAAAGACUAUAAAUAUAUUCUGAGACUAUACAUUACUUUUAUUCUGUAGUAAAAAGUUUUGAAUGCAUGUGUAAUUAAUAAUUAUUAGUCUGAUAUCUACAGGUUUUUCCAAUAGGUAGUACCCUGUAUUAUCAGUAGUGAAUUAUGGCCAUUAAUCCAUAAUCAUAUGCAUGUACUUUGUAGAAUAAUUCAAGAUCUCGCCUGAUUUUAUAUUACAUUUUGUCAUUAUAUGUAUUAUCCAAUCUGAACCAAUAUAACUAUUACUAUACAUAUACCAUAGUAGAAUAGUUCGUAUGGAUUAUAGUGAUACAAUACGUAAGUAAUCAGAUUAAACAUAACAAAUACACAAUUAUAUGUUUAGUAAUUUAGAACAAAAAUAUAAAAUGUCGUCGUAAUAUAUGUUCUCUUGUUCAUAGCAUACAUUAGAUUUAAACUUUAGAUUCUGUGAAUAUUACAAUGCAUUUUUAUUAACUUCUCUCUGUAUAAGGCUACAAAGUCGUUUUUGCAAUGUCUCUACUGCUUUUCUAAAUGUCUAUUUAAAUAAUGUUGUAGAUGAAUUACAUAAUGGAUGUUUGUACAGAACUUAAUAGAAACUGAGUCUUUCUAAACUUUAGGGCUUAAAAUUCUUUUGAAUUAUCGGCUUUACUGAAGAAAGAUGUUAAUAUUACCCUCAAUUUAGCUCUCUUCCUUUUAUAGGUAGCCCAAUAGUGCCCACUGUAUUUGUACUAUUCCCUGUGGUAAUUUAGAAGUUUUGAGAUUGGACAAGGUUUUUAUCAGACUAUAAUACUAAUGUAUGCUAACAUCAUACUGUAUGAAUGCAAUCAAUCAUAAUGUAACGAAUGAAAAAGAAUGGACCCACAACUGAACCUUGGAGAACUCCUAAGAUAUUACUUCGUAUUCCAUUAAUAGUUUUAUUAUUACAAUUUCGAGAUUAUCAAUGACUUUUUUGGCUGGCUCCAAUGGCAUUUUCAUAUUAUAGUAUACGGUUUUUGUUGAAUAAAGUAUGUAUCAUAUCAAUUGCAAUAAGUUUAUAAUAAUAACUUACGGUCACACUUUACGAUCUCCGGCCACCGUAAGCGCGGGCCUGCG